Molecule: messenger RNA, 3526 nt
Organism: Solea solea (common sole)
Lineage: Eukaryota; Metazoa; Chordata; Actinopteri; Pleuronectiformes; Soleidae
Gene: anos1b
Product: anosmin 1b
Exons: 15
Coding region: 198-2345 (715 amino acids)
Biological process (GO): neuron differentiation
Cellular component (GO): cell surface; extracellular region
Molecular function (GO): peptidase inhibitor activity; protein binding
Source: RefSeq, a predicted model, not a curated record
UCUGCUCCCCGCCGCCCUCGCGCUCAGGCAGUGAAGUGUAGAUGUGGUUUUAAUUCUUCAACUUGAAGGGUCGCGUGAGCAGGACGAGCUGACGAGCUUAGGGGCGCGAGGACAGGGGGGAAGUGUAUAGUGCUGUAUAGUUGUUGUUUUUUUUGGUCCCCCGUGUUGUUUCCGUGUUUUCCGUGUCGGCGUCCAUCAUGUCAGUGACUCGUUCAGCCGGUGUGGUGCUCCUGUGCGCGGUGUUGGCUGUGACUCGUGGCCGCAGGAGUUCACCGGAGCAGGAGGAUGUGGAGGAGAAAAUCAACAGCGCCAGAUGCACGUCCAGGUGCCUGACUCUGCACAUGACUCAGCUCACCGCUGCCUUCAGACACAUCCAGAGUGACCAAGUUCUGGUUUGGUGUGAAAACAACAGACGCUGCGCUCAGUGUCUUCAGCCAUGCAGGGAGCUGUGGGAAACCAGGAAGGUGCUGUCUCCAAAGUCCUGUGAGAAGCAGACAGAGUGUGUAACGAGCAGGGAGUUCCUUGCCUCUCUGAGGUCGUCUCGUCAGGGCGACUGUCCACCACCACAGCGAGCCACCGGCUUCGCUGCAGCUUGUGUGGAGAGCUGCUCCUCAGACCAGCACUGUCCCUCCCCCAGAAAGUGCUGCUCCAAUGGCUGUGGACACACUUGCCAAGCCCCAGCCAACCCAUACAAAGGUGUUCCCCUGAAGCCUCGCAGGGAGAUGAGCUUUGUAGAGAAUCCAGAAGGUCACGUGAAGGUGGUGUGGGUGUCAAAGUUCAACGUCAGCGUGGAGCCGAUCAUUUACAUGCUUCAGUCCCGCUGGAACGUGGGCAUCCAUCCCAGCGAAGACCACGCCACGCCAUGGACUACUGCCGCCAUGACCCUUUCUGAAGAGGUGGUUCUGACAGAUCUGAGGCCUCAGCGCUGGUACCAAUUCAGAGUAGCAGCCAUCAACAGCCAUGGCAGCAGGGGCUUCACGACACCGAGCAAACACUACAUCUCCAGUAAAGAUCCUUCACCUCCAGAACCUCCAGUCAACAUUCGAGUGAGCAACCAGUCUUUAGAUUGGAUGAGUUCACUACCAGGGGCCCAGUUCACAGAGAGGACAAAAGGAAGCGGGGUCACGGUGGCGGUCUUGUUACGCUGGGAGCCCCCCACAGAGGGAGACCUGCCGGUCCACAACUACAGAGUCACCUGGAUGUCUCGGCAUACGCACACAGCCCAUAAACACGCUCAUGCACUGCAUGGACACACGCAUUCAGUCAACAACAACAUGCACACACACCCUCGCACAGCGGAACAAGGGAAGAAGGAGAGCAACAGCAGAGUGACUCACGGGGCGCAGUGUGAGCUGUGGCUGCAGGGUCUGUUGCCUGCUACUUCCUACUUUCUGUCUGUCCAGACUGUAGCCUUCUGGAGCCAGAAGAGGCUCAAGAGUCCCCGAGCUCAGUUUAUGUUCACAACAAUAAGUCAUGCAGGCGAAGACUUCUCCAAUGAGCUCCCGUCUUCGUCGUCUUCAUCCUCGUCGUCCCUCCCUUCAUCGCCUUCCCUGUCGUCCUCCUCCCCUGCUUCCUCUGACCUCCCUCUCUCCCCCUCUAAUCCUCGACCUGAACCUCCCCCGAACCCCGAUAACCUGCGCCUUGAGGUAGCGGCCCCUCAUUACCAUGACAACCAGCUGCAGGUCAAGGUGUUCUGGAAGUGGCUGUACCAUGGCAGACAGAGACAUCCUGGUCCAUACAUCUUGCGGUGGCAUCCACAUACGUGCAGCGCUAAUGUCACAGGCACCGAGAGAACAACAACUGUGCAGGGCACGCAUCACACCAUCACAGGCCUGUUGUUUGCCUGUAAGUACCGGGUCGCCGUGGCAAUUAAGGCUGACCCAGGGUCAGAGGCUGUUGCCUGGGUUACAACCCCAACUUGCUCUUCCAUCAGGGUCAGAGGAGGCAGAGCUUUGCCCUGCAACACCGAGGAGCGCCUCCUGGCAGGCAGAAAGGUGGUACUGCGUCCAGAGCGGCUCACUGCUGACUUCCAACAAGUCAACGGCACCUUGCUCACUACAUUUCGCUGGAGGAUGUCCCAGCAUGCACUGAACCCGGCGGCAGUGGAGGGGUUCCAGUUCUCCUGGACACUUCAGUCAGGGGUUACCACGGCAACAGAGAGGCGGGAAGACACACGGAUUUCCCAGACACAGACGAUUGCACCGUCUCAGCGGUCAGUGACCGUACGCGGCCUUCAGGGAAACAGUGUCUAUCAGCUGCAGCUCCAGGUGCUAACAGCAGGGGGCAGCAGUGGCGCGGCAGUCUCCAAGACCGUUCACACUCCAGCUAUCAACGCCACACUUUGAUGGGAUUCAAACGCCGCCACCACCAGCAGCUGCUGCAGCACUGUCAUCGUCCCCGACAUCCACUUCAGUCUGGAUUUCAUUCAAGUGCAAACAACUUCAAAAAUGAGUUCCUCUGUGUGACGUGGAUUCUCACAUGAAAGUUUCUCGUUCACUUUUAAUCACAGCCGAAAAAGGGCUGAACGAUUUUGAAUAAGUAUAAUAAUUGUGAUUAUUUUGACAGGGAUUGCGAUAUGAUUCGUGAUAUCAGAGGGAAUGGUACAUUUUAACACAUCAUUAUUCUUAUUUUCAUUCAUUACUGUGUGAUAUUUGUGCAGAUCUGUGAGAAACAACGACGUUCUCUUCAGUCUGUAGAAUAAGACGUGUAUAGAUCAAAACAGUAAUUAGUCUAAAGUGAUAUUUUGACUCACACGUUUUGGCUUUAACAAAUUAUUUUGCCUCCUGCAAUUGGGAUUCUAGCCCUGAUUCAUUGUUCAGUCCUACAGUCAGUAACACAGAUUUCAAAUUACUGUCAUUACUCUUUCAACGAAAGGUGUGAAAAAUGGGAUCUUUUCAAAUUUUGCUACAUGUUUUUCACCUGUGCAAGUACUGACAGUUUUAAUAGUUAACAUUAAACCCAUAUUUCCACUGUUUUCUUCAAGUGGAAACUCAUCAUCGCGAGACUUGACACUCAGCUGCGUCUUUACAAAUAAAGUCUCAUCACCCCCGGUGUCAAAUAAAUGUAUUAUGCCUGUCGUGUAUGUUCAUGAUCAAGUAGAGAAUAAAAUAUAGCACUGACCUUAUGUACAAAUAUAAAUGUAUAGCUAUAGACUGUGUUUGUUUUAAUGCAUUAUCUCUGAAGCUAGUGGGUCUGACUCGUGCAGAAAUCUUCUAAGUAAGUAAGCAAAUAUUUUUGAUAUUUUUGUUCAUUUAUAUGUUUUUUUUAAUGUGUGUGAAUUUUACAUUUUGUGCAGCAUUUCAUUUUACCCCGACACGCUGUUCACCGAUUUCACCAAGCAGUCAUUAAUGUUGUCAUAUCUGUGGUACAGUAGGUUUCUUUCUCAUCAAGCCAUAUUCUCUCUUCUCUAUGUAACUUUUUAACUGUUGAUAAUUUUGUACUUAAUUCCUUUACUUCUUUUUUUGUCUGUUAGUUUUAUUUAUUGUUUUCUAAUCUUAGAUUUUUAUAAUUAAAGAUUAUCAGGACA